CCCACCAAAGACAUUCCUCUGCAAAAAUUCCACAAAAGACGUGUCUUCACUUUUACUCCCAAAUCCCAUAAUUUCAGCUUUCAAAAGCUUCAAAAAGAUCCCUAAUGUUGGAGUGAACCAUCGUCGUCGUCGUCGUCAUCAUCAUCAUCAUCAUCAUCAGUUAAACAACAACAAAAUCUCCCUCCGAGAAUCUCUCUUUACAGUUUCAUUACAUCUCUCCAAAAAAAACCUCAUCUUUAUCUCCAAACAAACUCGAUGGCUCUUCCAUUACUCUCCUUCUUCCGCCAUUACUGUACUCUCACAAGCUUCUAAACCCGCGUCUUCGUCGACGUUAAUGGAAAUUCGGUAAUCCGCCAUGAAGUUCACGGUCCUACACUCCCAAUCCGACAAAGCAUUUUCCCCCGACAACAACACUUUCCGACGAGGACCCGCUAAGACGAGAUGGAGAAUCUCCUUGUAUCGGUCGUCGUCGUCUUCCUCCGAGAAUUCGCCGUCAAAGCAUGAGAUUCCGGCGGAAUUCCUCUGUCCGAUUUCUGGGUCGUUGAUAUCUGACCCAGUCAUCGUUUCCUCCGGUCACUCCUUCGAAAACGUCUGUGUUGUAGCCUGCAAAACCCUAGGCUUUACACCGAUCUCCUUGUUCCCGUCGUCGCCACCGGAUUUCUCAGCCGUCAUCCCGAAUCUCGCUCUUAAAUCCGCAAUUAUCAGCUGGUGUAGACAGAAAUCGAUCCCCCCGCCGAAGCCACUCGGCUCCGCCGCCGCGGAGAAGCUCGUUCGCGCGUUCAUGGAGAAGACCCAGAAAUCGAACCCGAGCCCGAAAGUGUCGGUUUCUGAGAAGGAGCUUAUCCAAGCGAUCAAGGAUAAGCCCUCGGUGAGGCUUGACCACGCCGCGACGGAGCUGGACCGGCGACCGAGUCACUUCCACUCCAGCUCGAAUGACUCAGUUGCGUCCUCGAGUCUCCCGUUCCAGCUCACGACUCGGCCGAGUUGCUUCUCAUCGCCUUCCUCCGCCGAUAUCGAGACGUUGAACACAAACCCGAGCCCCGAGGAGGAAGCUCUGCUCGUGAAGCUGAAAAGCCCACGACUCUCGGAUGUAGAAGAAGCUCUGAUUUUGUUGAGACGCGUCACGAGGAUCGACCAGGCCUCCAGAACUCGGUUCUGUACGGCGCGACUGAUCUCCGCCCUCCGGUCGCUGAUCAUCUCACGAUACGCGGCGGUUCAGGUGAACGCCACGGCGGUGCUGGUGAACCUCUCGCUGGAGAGAUCGAACAAGGUGAGGAUCGUACGAUCAGGACUCGUCCCUCCGCUCGUCGACGUCCUGAAAUCCGGUGGCUCGCCAGAGGCCCAGGAACACGCCGCCGGUGCCAUCUUCAGCCUCGCCCUCGACGACGAGAACAAGACGGCAGUCGGCGUCCUCGGAGCCCUCGAGCCGCUUCUCCACCUCCUCCGGGUCGGGACCGAGUUAACCCGGCACGAUUCGGCCCUGGCUCUGUACCACCUCUCGCUCGUCCAGAGCAACCGGAGCAAGCUCGUGAAGCUCGGUUCGGUCCCGGUUCUGCUAAACAUGGCGAGAACGGGUCGGGUCCUGCUGAUACUCUGCAACAUGGCGUCGUGCCCGAUGAGUCGUCACGCUCUGCUCGACUCGGGCGCGGUUGAGUGCAUGGUGGGUCUGCUACGGGGGCCGAACGAGCUGGACGAGCUAACUCGGGAGAGCUGCGUGGCGGUGUUGUACGGAUUGAGUCACGGCGGUGGGUUGAUAUUCAAGGGACUGGCGAUGGCGGCGAACGCGGCGGAGGUGCUGACGAAGGUGGAGAGAACGGGGAGGGAGCGUGCGAGGCAGAAAGCGAGGCGGGUGAUGGAGGCCAUGAGGGCGAAGACGGAAGAGCUCUCGUCGGAGAACGAAGACAUUGACUGGGAGGAGUUGCUUGACUCGGCGGCGGUGACUAGGACUCGGCGUCGAAUCGGCGGCGGCGAGGGCGAGGAGUCUUGCGCUAACUCAUCCGAGUUUUGACCCUUGGCCAACUCGGAUUUUCUUUCACUUUUUUUUAAAAAAAUUUAUAUUUUCAACUUUGCUUCUGAACCGUGGGUUUGGGCCUUUUUUUUGUUAUUUUCCGGUUCGAGCUUUUAAAAUUUGAAUAGCAUUAAUAUGAACGAGGUUGGGGAUUUGUAAUUAAUUGGAAGAAGAGAUAUUUUAUUGAAUUUUUGUUGAAUCAUA
Molecule: messenger RNA, 2212 nt
Organism: Tarenaya hassleriana
Lineage: Eukaryota; Viridiplantae; Streptophyta; Magnoliopsida; Brassicales; Cleomaceae
Product: U-box domain-containing protein 40-like
Exons: 1
Biological process (GO): protein ubiquitination
Cellular component (GO): cytoplasm; nucleus
Molecular function (GO): protein binding; ubiquitin-protein transferase activity
Source: RefSeq, a predicted model, not a curated record